This is a messenger RNA of Ictalurus punctatus (channel catfish), 4954 nucleotides long. It is a transcript of the gene wscd1b, whose product is annotated as WSC domain containing 1b. The transcript has 9 exons. The record is from RefSeq and is a predicted model, not a curated record. NCBI's taxonomy places the organism in Eukaryota, Metazoa, Chordata, Actinopteri, Siluriformes, Ictaluridae. The coding region runs from base 398 to 2107 and encodes 569 amino acids. Gene Ontology annotation, molecular function: sulfotransferase activity.
AGAGAGAGAGAGGCGCGCGCUCACCGAAGUUAACGCCAUUGAAAGGAAAGAAGAAGGGAAAAAAAACAAACUCGUAUUUAAACGCGUCGUGUGUACUGAGCGUUUAACGGAGAUCCACAGGUGCCACGCGCCCCGCUGCUGAGAGACAGGCGCUCUGCCGGUAAAGAUGGCACGCGCAUAGUGACAAGGUGCAGCGCAUCGGGCAGGUUCAUCGAGUGUUUUCAAAGACAUUGUGUGUUUUCUGAAAACCCAGUUAGCUGAAGACUUCUACCAGGCCCUUCAACAAGAACUAUAAAGUGUUUGAUGAAGAGGAGAACAACUUGAGAACCGAAACCGUCGGUGUGUGGGGUUUUUUUUUUCUUUUCGUUUUUUUGGUGGAGAUCACGGAGUUGAAAGCAUGGCUAAAACCUUCUAUAGACUGCAGCGCUUUUUAAGACAGGCCCAAUUGCUGUUUCUUUUCUUGGGCGUGGCUUACAUCAUGGCAGGAAGUGUGCUGCUGCUCCAGCGUUCCAACGUGGCCUUGUUUCAAAAAGGAACCUAUCCGCCCUUAUCGUUAGCCUCCGUACCACUGCCCCCUAGAGCCCUGGAGGCACCCAGCGUUAGCUGGCACCACAGGAGACCUGGAUCCGCAAUAAAUCAGGACGUGGAGAAUAAUCCGGAUCGGUCAGGAAGUAGAGCGGCUCGAGAGCGCCUCGUAUCUCGGAACGUGAAGAUCAGGCAUCUGAGGCGACACUGGAUUAAGGGCCGGAGAACAGACUCGGCAGAACACAAUCGGUCAAACAGGAACACCAGACAUAAAGGAACCUACAUCGGGUGCUUCGUAAAUGACGACAAACAACACGCGCUUGGAGGAACAGUGCUGUACGACUUCCGAAAAAUGACCAGCUCCUUAUGUCAAGACACCUGCUCUGAAAGUGGCUACCGGUUUGCUGGGCUGGAAUAUGGUACGGAGUGUCACUGUGGGAACCGGAUCAGCGCCCCUCAGGCCCGUAACGAGGACUGCAACCUGAACUGCAGGGCUGAAAGGGACUCGCUGUGUGGAGGCGUGGCCAGACUGUCAGUCUACAAAGUGGAGGAGGGGCUUCCCGGCCACAGGAGAUACAGAAAUGUCCACUAUCAUGGCUGCUUUCACACCCCAAAGAACAUCAGUGCUACUAUCCUUCUCCAUGCUGGCCAGCAGAACAUGACCUCACAGCUGUGUGUGGAGACAUGCACUGAUCAGGAGCUGCCUCUGGCUGUAUUGAGGGGGCGGGACUGUCUCUGUGGCCACACCUCUACUUUUCUCCUAAUGCAGCAGAACGUAGACGUGCAGCUGUGUGGGCGGAGCAAAGCUACAAACUACACCGACGACGCAGACUACUUACAGGUGUACAGCACACCUGUGCUAGAGUCCCGGUGUAGGGAGAGGAUGUUUCUGCCCGAGAGCUCGUCCUCCAUCACGGCGUUGUCCAGUUUUCCUGGAGCAGGUAACACUUGGCUGCGGCACCUCAUUGAACUCGCUACGGGUUACUACACGGGCAGCUACUACUUUGAUGGCUCUUUGUACAACAAAGGCUUUAAGGGAGAGAAGGAUUACUGGCGAAGUGGGAGAACUAUCUGUGUAAAGACGCAUGAGAGCGGGCAGAAGGAGAUCAAGAAGUUCGAGUCAGCCAUCCUGUUAAUUCGGAACCCGUACCACUGCCUUGUCGCGGAGUUCAAUCGCAAGAAUGCUGGGCACCUGGGCUACGCAACAGACGCACACUGGAAGAGUAACGAAUGGCCCGAGUUUGUGGAGACUUAUUCCUCAUGGUGGGCGUCACAUGCUCUGGCCUGGCUCCAGUUCUCCAGACGUGUGCUGGUGGUGCACUACGAGCAGCUCCUCACAGAUCUCGUCCACCAGCUCCGGCUCAUGACGGCCUUCCUGAACGUCACGGUUCCUGAAAAACGGCUCUUGUGUGCCGAGAGGAACCGAGAUGGUCACUUCAAACGCACAGGAUCUCGACGUCUCACCUUCGACCCCUUCACGGAAGGCAUGAGGACUCGUAUAGACGGCUACAUGCGGGAGGUGGACCGUGCUCUCAGGGACAGAAAUCUGAGUGGCCUGCCACAGGAAUACAUGCCCAGGUGAUGAACGCUAAUAAGCUAGUGCAUGAGCUUGGUGGAUUUCUUUCUGCAGGACGGGACGGAGGAAAACUCUGAUAAAAGUGCCUGGGAACUCGCAGUUAACCAACACAACAAUCUUGUGGCCUUCUGGUGGUUUAUGCUCUUGUUCUUUAUCAUCAUGUUACUUGAAUAAACGGCAACCCAAUUUGUGGUUUGUACACAUUAAACCCCACUGCUGAACUUCUAACGUUGAGAUCUUCGAUUCAAUUCUAUUUCUCCUGGGAAAUAUUAUGGGAUCACCACACUUUGAGGAUGUUCACCUGGCUUUUUUGCUUCGUAGCAAAUAAACAAAAAGCACAGAUAUGACAACGUACACGUGCCCAAUUUCCCCGCUUCCAAAAACAUCAACUUUGAGAACAGAUUGUUCACCUGCUGCCUAAUAUAUCCCACCCCUUGACGGGUACCAUUCUAGCGAGAUGGUCACUUCACCCGUCAGUGGCUUUAUUAUGACGGAUCAGUGUAACAUUUUACAGUAAACACUCGCUUUAAUUUAUUUUUAAAACUCUCCUGAGGGUUCAGCUCUAUAGCAUAAAUAUAUCAGCCAAAUCAAGUUAAGAAUUUAAAAUACUUAUUAUUUAGUAAGACAGGAGUAUUUAAUAUACUCAGAAAAAAAAAUGUUAGACAGUACAUCUAGAUUCAAGAGUAUAACGCGAGUUGUGUUAUCCAUAAGGGACGUUUGGUGUUUGCUUCUUUAAUCCGACGUAAUUGGUUUGACGCAAGUGUUCACACAAUGAUAACCUUAUAGCUAUAAUCCGUCAGACAUCACGUCUUGGUGGAUCGACUCCUUUUGGAUUAAAGAGGACAUUUUGUAAAUCCUCUGUCUCCAAACUGCCACUUUAUCCUGAAUAAGGGUGACUGAAGAAAACGGUUUUCUUCUCACAUCACUGCUAAUGUGCUCAUACAUAUUCUAUUUCCACUUCAAGUCUCGAGUGUCCUGGAGAUGCAAGUAAGUAGAACAUGUAAACAUUCACUUACGAUGGAUUAUAAACCCCAACGCAUGCUUGUGGACUUCUGCAGUGUGACGGGCAGAAACACAAACAGGUCAGUCAAAGUGACUGCCUUUGAACUAUCCACAUUCACUAAAAGUUCUAUGUCUACAGGGCCACUCCUGAUCCCUCACUUUACCGUUAGAGAAUUUUUCCACCCUUAUCUUUACUGUAAAAUCAUGCUGUACAUUCCCUUUGUUGAUGUGAACGUCACAUGCAUUUCUUUUCUCUCUCUCCAGAUGUUUAUCAUAUUUAACUAUUUCUCUCUCAUCCAUUUUCUAAGAGCAGCUUUAACAGUCAAAUGUGGAGGUGGUGGUGGGUUUGUACUAAAACAAUACAAAAAUACUUACACAUUUCCAUUUAAAUAGAGAGCGAGCGAGCGAUAGAUAGAGAGACAGGCAGAUAGAAAAGCACAGCUUAAUAGCAUCACUUUAUUGACCUCUGCUGGGGGGGUUGGCAGCUUAUUUUGUUGGCAUGAUUCUCCAUGGCGAUAACAAUAUCCUUUUGAGGCAAGGCCUAUAAGCCAUAUAUGGUUAAUUGUGGGCGUCUUUAUUUAAAUGAGCAAAAGAAAAUGCAUAUGCACGGUGGCUAUAAACAUUUGGUAUUUACCAAGCUUCCUCGCUUACAUCUGUGCAGAUCUUCUGCAUACACGUUUAAUGAAUCCCAGGUUUAUUGUUCAUAUCAAGGUUUGCAUUUAAACCAGAGUCAGUCCCUGCAUCCGUGACUGAUCUCGUACACAUGCUGCCCGUGCUCACACACACAGCUAAAAUUAUAUGCUAAGCCUGCACCUAAGCAGGAACAUGUUGUGUUGAUCGAGCUGCCAUCUGUUUUCCAGCUCCAGAUUAGAGGUUGAUUGGUUGCUCUAAAAAUACCCAGGAGGUCAAACUGCAGUUGUUUGUUCUGCUUUAUGGGUCUUGAUGAUAGUGUUUUCUUUCUCCAACACAUUUAGAUUGCAGUUUUAUACUCCAGGGACACAGAGGAUGAAAUAUGUUGACUGAUGUUUCUGAUCUACUGCCAAAAGCGGUGCAAUUAUCAUAUUAAGUGGUUUUACUGCAACUUGUUAUCCCCUUUAAAAUCAGCCUUAGAUCAACGGUGGUGUCAGGAUUUGAAGUUCUGUUAAAGUUAGAAGUUCUUAUCAGCAAGCAUGUCGAAUUCCCAUUCUCAUCACAUAUAACCUGCUAGGGUAAUUCAGGAAAGCCUGAAGCAAGUUAAAAAGUUAUUGUACGAUUUCUUUAUUACUGUUUGCAUCAUGGUCAUAAAUCAGACUGGUAUACAAAAUCAGGCUGAUGCUAAAAAUGGAAGCGUUUUACCACAGGAACCUUUUCAGGAAACAGGAAUUCUACCUGGGAAGCAUUAGCUGGCUAGUCCGGGAAGCAACUCUCGGCAGCACCGCUACACUUAAGAUUUAAUUGGUGCUUGUCAAAAGGUGUUGAACGAUUACAGUGGAUGCUAACCAUGUAGCUAAUUAGCGGUGUAACAAGUGGUGUUUGAGUGGUCAGAUUCUAUGAAAUUCUGGCUACAGACGUUUGCUAAUGCUACUCCAGAUGCUUUAAAAUUUUGUGCAUUUAGGGACACAGCAAUGACUGAUUUCCAUUGAGCUUUUGAAAUGCAUUGAUAAGAUGGAAGUGUGAAGAGUGUCUUUAAAUAAAUAAAAAAAAUAAAAACAUUUUAUACACCGUGUUGGCAUUUUUCUGCAUGGGAAUAUCAUCAGAAACUUGGACGGUUUCUAUGAUGAUCUACUUAAACGAUCAAAAACUCUAUCCAGGUACUUGUGUCUUUUCUUCACCAGAGCACUACUCCAGUAUCAAGCAUGUCAUCAUUUUGGA